This is a messenger RNA of Trichoderma aggressivum f. europaeum, 927 nucleotides long. RefSeq lists its product as uncharacterized. Gene Ontology annotation, molecular function: L-lactate dehydrogenase (NAD+) activity. Gene Ontology annotation, biological process: lactate metabolic process; pyruvate metabolic process. The transcript has 4 exons. Bases 1 to 927 code for a protein of 308 amino acids. The record is from RefSeq and is a predicted model, not a curated record. NCBI's taxonomy places the organism in Eukaryota, Fungi, Ascomycota, Sordariomycetes, Hypocreales, Hypocreaceae.
AUGUCCGGGUCACGUAUUGCAAUUGUUGGAGUCGGUCAAGUCGGUGCUGCCGCUGCCUACGCACUUAUCCGCAGCUCAAUAGCUGCUGAGUUGCUCUUCGUUGAUAUUAACGUGAAUUUGAGAGAUGGCCAGGUUCGCGAUCUCUCAGAUGUGGCGUAUAGCUGCAACAGUCGGACAAGAGUACGAGCAGCAAACUACCAUGAGGCGGGCCAGUGUGACAUUGUCGUCAUUACUGCAGGGUCAAGGCACAAUUUAGGUGAAACUAGUCUUGACCAAGUAUAUCGAAAUAUUUCGAUUGUCAAGACCGCUGUCGACGCAAUGACGCCCUUCAAAGCAGAUACUAUCCUGCUAGUAGUAUCUAGCCCCGUUGAUCUACUUACUUCACUCGCCUUGAAACUCUCCCAACUUCCGCCGUCCCAAGUCUUGGGCUCUGGCACGUAUCUGGAUUCUGUGCGUCUUCGAGGAAUGCUGGCAGACAAGAUUGAGGUUGCGGCGAAAUCGAUUGAUCUAUUCGUGUUGGGGGUACAGGGAGAAUCCCAGGUGACGGCGUGGUCUGCCGCAACAGUUGGCGGCACACCCAUCGACAAAUGUCUCUCAACAGACAAUGCCAUCAAUCGCGCCGAACUUUCCAGCGAGUGCAAGAAUCGAUCGCAGAGUAUAGUCCGAGCCAAAGGAGCAACUCCUUUCGGCAUUGGUUCCAUCGUGUCCAGCAUUUGCUCUGCUAUUGUCUUUGACAAGCGGACUGUUCAUCCCCUUAGCCAUUUCCAGCCGUCAUUUGAAUGCUGUUUCAGCUUGCCCGUGGUGCUCGGCAAAAAAGGAAUUGAACGCACAGUGAAGGUGCCACUGGAUAGGGACGAGGAUGUUCAGAUAGCCGACUCAGCAAUUGCACUCAAGAUGAUGACUGACCAAACGACUUGCUAUGCCUAA